Molecule: messenger RNA, 2720 nt
Organism: Motacilla alba alba
Lineage: Eukaryota; Metazoa; Chordata; Aves; Passeriformes; Motacillidae
Product: beta-galactosidase-1-like protein 2
Exons: 20
Coding region: 99-2072 (657 amino acids)
Biological process (GO): carbohydrate metabolic process
Cellular component (GO): vacuole
Molecular function (GO): beta-galactosidase activity
Source: RefSeq, a predicted model, not a curated record
UGGGCGGGCGCCCGGCGGGUCGGGGGUUCGGGCCCGGGGAGGGGCGGCCGGGGCUCCCAGGCUCCCGGGGUCCCGGUCCCGGCCGCGGUCCCUCCGCCAUGUGGCCGUGCGGGGGGCGGCGGCAGCGCCGCCUCGGGGGCGUCGCGCUGCUCCUGGUCGUGCUGUGGCUGCUGCUGCGCAGGUAUUACCCCUGCCUGCUGCCGGCUGUGUCAGAGCCCUGUGAGAAUGCUCUGCUACUCAGGUUUAACUGGAGCGAGCUGACCCCUCUGGGGCUGUGGGGGAGGACGCUGGGCCUGCAGACAGAGAGCUCCCAGUUCCUGCUGGAAGGGAUGCCCUUCCGCAUCCUCGGCGGCUCCAUGCACUACUUCCGCGUGCCCCGCGAGUACUGGGAGGAUCGCAUGCUCAAAAUGAGAGCCUGUGGCCUCAACACCCUCACCACCUACGUGCCGUGGAACCUGCACGAAAAGGAACGAGGCAAGUUUGACUUCAGUAAAAACCUGGACCUGAGGGCCUUCCUUUCCCUGGCAGCUAAAAAUGGGCUGUGGGUGAUUCUGCGCCCUGGACCUUACAUCUGCUCAGAGUGGGACCUCGGGGGCCUGCCCAGCUGGCUGCUGCAGGACCCCGAGAUGCAGCUGAGGACGACCUACAAGGGCUUCACAGAAGCUGUGGACGCUUACUUUGACCGCCUGAUGCGCGUCGUCGUCCCUCUCCAGUACAAGAAAGGAGGUCCCAUCAUUGCAGUGCAGGUGGAGAAUGAAUACGGUUCCUAUGCCAAAGACCCGAACUACAUGACCUAUGUGAAAAUGGCCCUGCUAAACAGAGGGAUCGUGGAGCUGCUGAUGACCUCGGACAACAAGAACGGGCUGUCCUUCGGCUUGGUGGAGGGAGCACUGGCCACUGUGAACUUCCAGAAGCUGGAGCCUGGGCUGCUGAAAUACCUGGACACAGUACAGAAAGACCAGCCCAAGAUGGUGAUGGAGUACUGGACCGGCUGGUUUGAUAACUGGGGAGGCCCUCACUAUGUCUUUGAUGCCGAUGAGAUGGUGAAUACUGUAGCAAGCAUCCUCAAAACAGGAGCAUCCAUCAACCUCUACAUGUUCCAUGGAGGCACCAACUUUGGCUUCAUGAACGGGGCUCUGGAAGCUGAUGAGUACAAGUCAGAUGUCACCAGCUAUGAUUAUGAUGCUGUGCUGACAGAGGCUGGGGACUACACAUCCAAAUUCUUCAAGCUGCGACAGCUCUUCAGCAUGGUCAUUGGCCAGCCCCUUCCUCUGCCUCCCAUGAUUGAGAGCAAGGCCUCCUAUGGUGCCAUCCUCCUGCACCAGUACAUCUCUCUCUGGGAUGUGCUGCCAGCUCUUUUACAGCCCGUUAAGUCAGAGCUCCCUGUGAACAUGGAGAACCUGCAUCUGAACGACAGCAUGGGGCAGCCCUAUGGAUAUGUGCUCUAUGAGACUGUCAUUUUUGGGGGGGGACACCUGCACACCAGGGACCACGUCCGGGACCGGGCACAGGUGUUUGUUAACACCAUGUAUGUGGGGGAGCUGGACUACAACACAGUGGAGCUCUCCAUUCCUGAGGGACAGCAGGGCUUCAGGCAGCUGAGGCUGCUGGUGGAGAACCGUGGCCGUGUCAAUUAUGGGCUGGCACUGAACGAGCAGAGGAAAGGCUUAAUUGGGGACGUCUUCUUGAAUAAAACCCCCUUGAGGAACUUCAAGAUUUACAGUUUGGAGAUGAAACCUGCCUUCAUGAAAAGCUUGCAGCACGUGCCUGGCUGGAGCACAGUCCCUGAUUACUUCGUGGGGCCGGCGUUCUUCCGCGGGAGGCUGUGGAUAGAGCAGCAGCCACAGGACACCUUCCUGAAGCUGCAGGGCUGGGAGAAAGGAGUGGUGUUUGUCAAUGGUCAGAACCUGGGGAGAUACUGGAAGAUUGGACCUCAGGAAACUCUUUACCUUCCUGGCCCCUGGCUAAGGAGAGGGGGCAACGAGAUUGUGAUCUUUGAGGAGCGCACGGCGGGCCGGAUCAUCCAGUCCGUGGACAUCCCUUACUUAGGACGGACCCAGUACGUGGACUGAGAGUGGACUGAGAGCUGCUUUCCCACGUUUGGCUCACCCUGAGCACUCCUGCUUGCAUGGCUGGGGACCUGAUGGCUCAGCACCUGGGCAUGCUCAUCUCCACUAGAGCCAGGGGAAGGAUUUGCCCUCUGGCCGUGAGGUCAGAGGAGAGGACGGCGAGGAAGCAGCGCCCUUGUUCCAUGGAUGGAUGGAUGGAUGGGUGAUGCAGCUCAUCCCCUGCCCUGCUGGGGCCCCCAGCCCGGAUGGCUGCGCAUGUUCUGGACCAUCUGGUGGAUGUGGGGGAGUAAAAAGGUGCUGGAGGCAGGUGAGAGAGAGAGAGAGAAAGAACUGAAGCCAUCUGAACUGGAAGCUGAGCUCAGCUUUCCCGGGACUUUCAAAAUGUGCUAUCCUUGGCCUCCUCGUUUUUAUAAUUAGGUAGGGAGAAAAUAGUUGGUGAACAUGUGAGUAAUCAGGUGUGGAAAACCAUUUUGGUGUGCUUUGAGGCAGAUUUUAGCAAGUCUCUCUGCAAAAAGCCAUUAUGUGUUCCCUUGUUGGAAGGCAAGGUGGUUGUCAAAUGACUUUUAAUUUCAGCUUUUUUUUCCACUAAGUUUUAUUAUGGAGGUCGUCUCUCUCUCAAAAGGAAAAAAAAGAAAAAAAAUUUAAAAGUGA